AUGCCUGAAGGAAAUAUUACCAAUGUGAAGAAUUUUUUCAUUCUGUGUUUUCCUGGACUUCUUCCUGAUUAUUAUGGCCUUGUCUCAGCGGGUAUGUUUGUGCAUGUUAUUGGGAAAUUGACUAUUUUUUGCACUGUAUAUAAAAGAAAAAAGUCUUUAAAACCUAUGUAUUUUAUCAUGCUAAAUCUUGCUGCAUCAGAUGUACUGUUUAGUACCACAAUUUUACCCAAGAUGAUUGCUAGAUAUUGGUUUGGAGACAGCUCAAUUUCAUUUGCAGGCUGCUUUAUUCAGAUGAAUUUUGUCCACUAUUUUGGUUCAGUUAAUUCAUUUAUUCUAGCCAUUAUGGCAUUUAAUAGAUAUGUGGCAAUCUGUUAUCCCCUCAGAUAUGCUAAUAUUAUCAAAGAAUCCACUAUAUUGGGUUUAUGUUUAACAUGCUGGCUGAUAGCUGAACCCACAAUCUUUUCUAUAGUUUUCAGGGCAACCACUCUUUCUUAUUGUGCUUCCAACAAAGUCACGCAUUGCUACUGUGACCAUGGGUUUGUCACAAGGCUUUCAUGCACUGACAGAACACCUAAUGUAUUUUCAUACAUUUUUAUUGUGACAGUGUUUCGAACCUCAUCCAGGUGUGGACCCUUAAAAGCUCUCUCCACGUGCAGUUCUCAGCUUUUAAUUAUCACCCUCUAUUUUUUACCAAGGUGUAUAAAUUAUUUAGGGACCUCUGUGGGUAUCAAUGUGGGUAUACACAAUAAGAAAGACAUCGAUGUGCAAAUAUUUCUUAUUCUUUUGUAUAGUAUGUUGCCCCCUAUGAUCAACCCAGUCAUCUACUGUUUAAGGACAAAUGAAGCUAAGGAAUGCAUUAAAAAAACA
This is a messenger RNA of Silurus meridionalis, 867 nucleotides long. RefSeq names its product olfactory receptor 52I2-like. Lineage: Eukaryota; Metazoa; Chordata; Actinopteri; Siluriformes; Siluridae. Gene Ontology annotation, molecular function: G protein-coupled receptor activity; olfactory receptor activity. Gene Ontology annotation, biological process: G protein-coupled receptor signaling pathway. The record is from RefSeq and is a predicted model, not a curated record. Gene Ontology annotation, cellular component: membrane.